Fusarium venenatum is the source of this 1482-nucleotide messenger RNA. The record is from RefSeq and is a predicted model, not a curated record. NCBI's taxonomy places the organism in Eukaryota, Fungi, Ascomycota, Sordariomycetes, Hypocreales, Nectriaceae.
AUGCCAAAGAGUACUGGUCCGCGACGGCGUAUAAAAAAGAUCGCCAUUGGCAACGACACUACAACAUCGAUGCCAACAAUAGACACAUCUGGCGACCAGUCACAAAGCAACCUCUCUGAUUAUGACGAUACAAGAGACACUUCCACAUCGGCACCACAGAGUUCAUCGUAUACUAACACAGAGAUAACGAAAAGCCUGAUACCAUUUGGAAAUAGCCAAUUUGGUAGCGCAACUCGUUUAGCUUCCUAUCCUCAACCAAUGCGAGAUAACUUUGCUCUUUCUCAACGAGGACCCUCUUGGGGUGGUUUAUUACACACAAUUGAACCGCCGCAGGGAAGAGAUUCACCAUUAGAAGGCAUUCAGGAAGCUUGCCUUCUGCGAUACUUUAUUGAGGAUUUAUCGUCCUGGUUUGAUCUGGUUGACUCUCAAAGACGUUACCAGCUUAUGGUUCCAGAGCGAGCCUGUCGCUAUCCUCCACUCCUCAACGCCAUCUUUGCCAUGUCGUCCCGACAUCUCUGUCGCGUCGAGAGAUACAAAACGCCGCAGGGAAUUGUCUACCGUGGCCAACCUCUACCGAACCUCACCCCUGGUUCAUCAGUUGAGUACAUGCUUAAAUGUAUUUCCGUUUUAAAGGACUUUCACACUACCCAAGACGGGGAGAUCCGAGAGCUUAUUGUCACAACGGCUGUGAUACUACGCCACUAUGAAGAACUGGACGACCAUGACCAAGACACUGGAUCUGAAAUGGAUUUUGACGAAGGUGUCAACUUUUUAGCAAUUUUAAAUGCAGUUCUCAGAAGUCUAACAGCUGAUGAUUUAAGUCAUCGAAGGGAAUUGUUGAAUGCCUCCUACUGGAUUGCGUUGAGACAAGAGGUCUAUUAUUCACUACUGAAAGGUUAUUCACCGCAAAUAGUUGAGCCGCCUGCAGAGUGGGUGGACAUAUCGCCUGCGAACAAACUCGUGUCCCAUACGAAUCAGGUCGCAAAGUGGCUCUUCAGUGAUAAAUCCGAAACUGGGUGGCGAAAUCUCAAAAAGCAGGAGGAGUAUUUGGACGAAUGUGUCACGGGCCGCUUCUCGCCCAUAUUAUACCGACCACCCGAUAAGAUCUCUGGAGAGGUGUUUCCAAUGAUGUGGUUCGCUUCACCCAUUGCUCUGACAGGCAUGCAACAUAUGAUGAUUGCCAAGAUGAUACUAAUCGCUGAAUCACCAUUUCUAUCACAAGAAAAAGAUGUCCGUGCGGCUUAUCGUGAAGCAGAAGGAAAAGUAAGGGCCCUGGUGCUUGAGGUUUGUGGUACAGCAGUGCAACAUCCAGAAAUACAGCCAGGUCUCGUGAAUGCAACGUUGGCUAUUCAGAUGUAUGGAAGCUAUUUCACUGAUCCUUGGGAAAGAGAGGCUUUAAGGAGAACAGUGAGAAUGUUUAAGGACUGUCAGGCAUGGCCGUUGCCGAGAGUUCUGAGAACUUUCUUACAAGCUGGUAACUGA